CGGCGCACAAUUGGCCCAGAAUUAGUUCUUAACUGACUUGCCUAGUUAAAUAAAGGUUAAAUACAAAUUUUAAAAAAAUGCAAAACGCAGCCCCACAAUUAGCCUGUAUUAGAGAAGAGGUUCGAUUAAUCUCGCCCGGGCACCCGUUUAGGCGUGUUUUUGCCGGGCUGAAAGUUGAUUGCAUUCGAUUUGGAACCUGGAUGCCCCACUCUGUUUUAUGGCGAAGUCGGCGCAAUGCAAAAGUGACGUGUAUAAAUGUAUUAGGAUUCUGUGAUUGCUUUGGAUAAAAACGCUUAAUCUGCCCUCUCAAUGAAAACUAGUCAUGGAAAGAGAUGCAUGUUUCUGGACGGUGCACUAUGUUGACAAAAUUACCGAGCAGCGCAGAUUACUCUUCAAUUUGAGAUGGGCACCCCUCCCCUCCAGCUUUCAACCCGGGCCAGUGUAAAAUAACUCAAUCAAUCGGUAAUUUCUCUUGUAUUUUCCCAUCUCGAGACACUUCAUUACCCAGCGUUACCUGGGAGUUUUGACGUCAUUUAGAUGAAAAAAUGGCGGCGGGCAGUAGCUCAAACGUGAACGAAAAUAUUCCAGUUUUUGAGUAUAAAGACAUAAACACCAAACCAUUCCACGUUGGCUCAUUCAGAACCGCAUGGCUUGAGAAAUUGAAACCAAUUGACUAUUCCUACGAGGAUAAAUACGAAGAGAAUGAAGAUGCCGACUUUGCAAAGGAAAUGGGAAUCGCACCAGAAACGUUGGAUGAACUGAAAGCUAUCUGCAGCGUUGACACUCUUCGGUGUCAAGCUGAAGACGAGCCUCUUGACACGAACGUUGUGCCACCUGACCCCACUCUUCAAACACUAAUACAGAGGAAGAAGAAGCAGGACUACAAAGACACCCUGAGGAUCGAUAAGAUAAGCAGAGUUGACCACUACCAAGACGAACUGGAGAGCCUAGCGGUGGGGAAAAGGCCUGAGGACCCUGUUGACUUGGUGCCAGAAGGGGAGAUAAUUUUGAGCAUAAACGUUCUCUACCCUGCCAUAUUUGAGAGAUUUAGGUAUGUGAGGCCCCACAUGACCCUUCAGAUGCUGGGCUCCCAUAGUCUGGUGGACCUGAGGGAUGCUAUCUGCUGUAUCAGCGACCUGCAGGUCUUUGGAGAGUUCAGCAACACGCCUGACAUGGCACCGGACUUCAUCAGCAAGGAUCACUUCAAAUCCGCCUUCUUCUACUUUGAAGGAGUCUUCUACAAUGACAUGCGUCACCCUGAGUGUCAGGACAUGAGCGAGACCACCAUUGAUUGGGCAAAGACCAGAGACUUCCCCACAUUCCACAAGGCCAAUAUGGAGGACACCAGGUUCUAUGACCUGAAGGUGAAGGUGGGCUACCCCUACCUCUUCUGUCACCAGGGAGACUGCGAGCACGUUGUCAUCAUCACCGAUAUCAGACUGGCUCAUAAGGAUGACUGCCUGGAUAGGAAGUUGUACCCUCUCCUUACCCACAAGCACAGGGUCAUGACCAGGAAGUGCGCCGUGUGUCACGUCUACAUCGGCAGAUGGUUAACCACAAAUGAUCCAUUUGCUCCAAAUGACCCGUGUCUCUUCUGUGAGCGAUGCUUCCGCAUGCUUCACUACGACAAGAAAGGAAACAAACUAGGACAGUUCCUGGCCUACCCUUAUGUGGACCCUGGGGCCUUCAACUGAGACGUCCUGUUUCUCCCUCCUACUGCUGGGCAGUAUUAGUAAUGGCACAUAGGGCACAUAUUUCUGUUGGCAUUAAAGCACUUUAUUUACUGUUCUAUUUGUCUUGGGAUUCAUGAUCACAUGGAAAUGUUUUUGUUGUAGUCAUAGAAUUGUAAAGCUCAGACUGUUCGUUUCAUAUUGAUGAACCUUCAGUGGUGAGCUGGUGAUGUCACCAGCUCAUGCUACUCAUGAGAAGUUCACUUGAAUGAUUAUAGCUCGUACGAAGAAUUUGUUUCACUAAUUAAAGUGGAAAUCAGUGGGACAACACCCUUCUGUCUUCUACCUCUGGAUAGGGAUCUCGCCCUGCAAAAGCUCUUGAGUGGUGACUUGGAAGGGUACUCUAGCAACGUCUUGAUUCAAAACACUUCAAUGGAAUCAUCUUAACCGAUCUGUUAAGCUAAUGAUGGCCAUUUUAGACCGGAAAGCUCAGAUCUGAGCAAAGAUGUUCGGCUAAUAGUUUUCCGUGUGACCUGUGAAAGAUUGACCGUCGACUUGACACAGUACCAUUGAUAGAAGCAAUUUAUUUGAAUGCGUACAGAUGAGGUCAAUUAUAUUGGCGCCACUUGUACUUUGCAGUAGAGCAGAAUGUUCUGCUUUCUCUUACCCUGUAGGCACCUGCAACUUACUACAGGUGACAAAUGACUUCAUGAAACUCAUUGCCUCCAAAUGAAUGAAUUUUGAAUAAGCUAGUCUAGGCCAUUUGACUUAAGUGAAAAAUAUAAAUUUUGAUUUGGUCCUGUGAAGUGUAAACAAGUUAUUCAUUUAAAUGUAUUUUGAAGGAAGUGAAUCAUGCAAGGGUGCCAAUAUUUAACCACAUCUAAAAAUGAGUACUCAUGUUUCAAACAAAUUAACUGAAUAUCAAUUUGUAGUUACCGACAAACGGUUAUUGAACCAAUGCUUUAUUACAAAGGAGGCUAAACAGGCUUUCAGACAGGCACAAAAAUACUCUUAUUUACAACAGACAGACAUUUAAACUUGGGUGUGCGAGUGGAAGAAAAAAAACUUUGGCACAAGUAGUAUUUCCUUUCUGUGCAAGAACAAAAUGUGCACCUACCCAGAGUAAUAUUGGUCAAUAUUAAGUACAUUUUACUAAACUAACUAGUAAUACAAAGACUCCUCUACCAGUAACUACCGUAUAUUUUAUCUAUCUUGUAUAAUUCAGAGAGUUGAACUGCAAGAUCUUGCGAUGUCAAACGUUAAGUGAUUAUUAAAAGACUAUAAAGCUU
Molecule: messenger RNA, 2959 nt
Organism: Oncorhynchus kisutch (coho salmon)
Lineage: Eukaryota; Metazoa; Chordata; Actinopteri; Salmoniformes; Salmonidae
Product: snRNA-activating protein complex subunit 3
Exons: 9
Coding region: 546-1694 (382 amino acids)
Biological process (GO): snRNA transcription by RNA polymerase II; snRNA transcription by RNA polymerase III
Cellular component (GO): snRNA-activating protein complex
Molecular function (GO): bent DNA binding; RNA polymerase II cis-regulatory region sequence-specific DNA binding; core promoter sequence-specific DNA binding
Source: RefSeq, a predicted model, not a curated record